AGUUAUUCGUAAGAAAGGUUAAAGCAGAACUCAUCGUAACUCGACAUAGAAUUUGCUUCGUUGUUUCUGUUGAGGCUGAAGGAUUCACCUUCAUUUCUUUGGUUUCUUAGACAAUUUAAAUUUAGUUGAAAUCAAAAAAAGAAGAAGAAUCCCAUUUCUAAUUCUCUAUCUCGUGGAUCUAGAUUAUCUGCCUCUCCCAACGAAUCGGCCGGGAUCAUUUCGGCAUAGGGGUUAGGGUUUGAAGGGUUCAAGAUUUGUUCUUUCCCAAUCAUUUUCUAUACUUUGUAGAUAUGAGCUUCCAGGAUCUGGAAUCCGGUCGGCAGCUUCAGGGUAGGAAGAAUCUCAUCAACGGCAAGCAGGAUCCAACACAGGCCGUAGCCGCCGGAGUGUUCCAGAUCAACACUGCCGUUUCCACGUUCCAGCGUUUAGUCAACACGCUCGGAACCCCAAAGGAUACACCUGAGCUUCGCGAGAAACUGCACAAGACACGGCUGCAUAUUGGGCAGUUGGUGAAGGAUACUUCAACAAAACUUAAACAAGCUAGUGAAAAUGAUCACCAAACAGACGUUAGCGUGCGUACUUGCAACUAUUUAUUUAUUUUUUUCAACUUCAACUUUCGUCCUUCUGAUUUCUUGCACUUGGAAUGA
Dendrobium catenatum is the source of this 647-nucleotide messenger RNA. RefSeq names its product syntaxin-22-like. Gene Ontology annotation, biological process: vesicle-mediated transport. Bases 291 to 647 code for a protein of 118 amino acids. Gene Ontology annotation, cellular component: membrane. NCBI's taxonomy places the organism in Eukaryota, Viridiplantae, Streptophyta, Magnoliopsida, Asparagales, Orchidaceae. The record is from RefSeq and is a predicted model, not a curated record. The transcript has 2 exons.